GGGCGGCGCCAGGUGAUGGGCAGCGCCGAAGCGGCGGCGCUGGGAUCGCCCGGCAUGGAGGUCGGGCCGGCCGGGGAGCGGCAGGACGGCAGGAAGGAGCAUUGGAAACUUCUGGGCAACUUGAAGACAACAGUGGAGGGUUUGGUGUCCACCAACAACCCGAAUGUUUGGUCCAAGUAUGGCGGCUUGGAGCGGCUGUGCAGAGACAUGCAUAGCAUCCUCUUCCAUGGGCUCAUCCACGAUAAGGUGUACUGCAGGCAGCAGGAUUACUGGCAGUUCGUGAAGGACAUCCGCUGGCUGAGCCCCAACUUUGCUCAUCACGUGGAGGAGUUCAUCAACCUGCGUGAAGAUGACCUGCAAAACGCCGACAGCCUCAGCGACCAGGCCCCAGCGAAGCAGUGGCUGCAGCGCAGCCUGCAGUUCCACUGCCUCUCUGCCCAGUUGAAGCCUCUGCUGGGGAACAGGCAGUACAUCAGGAAAUUUUACAAAGACACUGCCUUCCUGCUGAGCGAGGCCCAUGUCACAGCCAUGUUACAGUGCCUUGAGGCUGUGGAACAAAACAACCCCCGGCUCCUGGCUCAGAUCGACACGUCCAUGUUUGCCAGGAAGGGUGAAGCCCCACUGCAGGCGACCAAGAGCCAGAGCCUGACAGCACUUCCUGGGUCUGUGCCAGUCAUCCCCGCAGACUACCCCUCACAUCGGUACUUUGGGUCCUUCUCCAGCCUGCACCAGCCAGCCGCCACAGGCACCUCGGACAGGAGAGUGGCGAGCUUCUUGGUGGGAAGCACCAGCCAGCCUCCAGAGAGCUCACUGCACGACUUGCCCUGCUUGCUGCUGCAUGACCAGUCCCCUCUGGGCCUGUCUGGCCCCCUUCCCAGCCUCAGCACUCCCUCUUCCAAGGACUUGUCCUCUCCGGCCAGUGAGAUGAGCGCCAGCACCACAACUGGCCAAAGCGAGGACGCCUGGGUGGGCAACCAGGACGACCAGCAGAGCGACGCCAACGACGGGCCGGAGUACCUGGCCAUCGGGAAUCUGGGGCGCCGAGGCCGGGCAGCCAGCAGCCAGAGCAGCUCAAGCAGCAGCAAGAGCAGCAGCUCUCCCCUCUUCUCAUCCAGCAGCUCUCAGAAGCCAGAAUCAGUGUGCUCCUUGGGGGAGCAGGGCCCCAGCAGUUGCACCAGGGCCAUGGGCAUCCUGCGCAGGUCCAGCUUCUCGGAGGGGCAGACGGCAGCCACGCAGGGGAUCCCCAAGAAGAGUCACGCACGCUCCCAGUCGGAUACCAACGUGGCCUCAGGGAGAGCUCAUGGAGGCCUCAGGGAUAUCACCAUUAUUAUAGAAGACCCAGUAGCAGAAUCGCAUGGAGACAUUUCGCGAGUGCGAGGCCCCUUGUGCUGCUCCCCCCAGGGCAGUGAUGUGAGCAUGCCAAGCUCCCUGUACAUGGAGCAUGACACCAGCCAGUACCUGAGUUCGGGAGAAGGGAUGUUCCGAAGACCCUCGCAGGGGCAGUCCCUCAUCAGCUACCUGUCGGAGCAGGACUUUGGCAGCUGUGCGGACCUGGAGAAGGAAAAUGCCCACUUCAGCAUCUCAGAGUCGCUGAUUGCAGCUAUCGAGCUGAUGAAAUGCAACAUGCUGAGCCAGCAGCUGGAAGAGGAGGAGGAGGAGAGCGACAAGGAGAUUCAGGAGCUCAAGCAGAAGAUCCGCAUCCGUCGCCAGCAAAUCCGCACCAAACAUCUCCCUGGCUACCGGGAAAUGGGCUCCGAUGGCUUCAUGGCUACAGACAGUGGGUCCCAGUUCAGCUCUCGUGACUCCAUGCGGCUCUCGGACUCGGGCUCUGCGGAGGAAGUUGAGGAGUAUGAGAUACAAGAUGGUAGCGAUGGAUCUAACCUGAUUCAAAUGUCCAAGAACGGGCUCUCGGUGUCAAUGGCUUCCCUAUUCUCAGAUGCUGACAUCCAGAAGAGCAUGCCGGCUGCCCAGAAAUCCUUCCUCUCCUCAGAGUCUGUGUCCUACACCUUCCUGCAUUCAAACUCAGCUGAGGCGGUGGCAAUGGGUCUGCUGAAGCAGUUUGAAGGCAUGCAGCUCCCAGCCGCAUCCGAGCUUGAGUGGUUGGUCCCGGAGCACGAUGCUCCUCAGAAGCUCCUGCCCAUCCCGGACUCACUGCCCAUCUCUCCCGAUGAUGGAGAGCACGCUGACAUCUACAAGCUGCGAAUUCGGGUCCGUGGGAACCUGGAGUGGGCACCUCCCCGGCCCCAAAUCAUCUUCAACGUCCACCCUGCCCCAACGAGGAAGGUGGCCGUGGCGAAGCAGAAUUACCGGUGCGCUGGCUGCGGCAUCCGGACAGACCCCGAUUACAUCAAGCGGCUGAGGUACUGCGAGUACCUGGGCAAGUACUUCUGCCAGUGUUGCCAUGAGAAUGCACAAAUGGCCAUCCCUAGCCGCAUCCUGCGCAAGUGGGACUUCAGCAAGUACUAUGUCAGCAACUUCUCCAAGGACCUGCUGGGCAAGAUCUGGAGUGACCCGCUCUUCAACGUGCAGGACAUCAACGCAGCGCUGUACCGCAAGGUCAAACCCCUCAACCAAGUCCGGCUCUUGAGGGUCCAGCUGUUCCAUAUGAAGAACAUGUUCAAGACCUGCCGCCUGGCAAAGGAGGUCCUGGACUCUUUUGAUGCGGUGCCUGGCCACCUGACUGAAGACCUCCACCUCUACUCCCUCAACGACCUGAGCGCCACCAAGAAGGGGGAGCUUGUUCCCCGCCUGACGGAGCUCGUGAAGGCUGGGGCUCUGCAUGUCGAGAGAUGCAUGCUGUGUCAAGCCAAAGGCUUCAUCUGUGAGUUCUGCCAGAACGAGGAUGACAUCAUCUUCCCCUUCGAGCUGAACAAGUGCAGGACAUGCGAAGAGUGCAAGGCCUGCUACCACAAAUCCUGCUUCAAGGUGGGGCCCUGCCCCAAGUGUGAGCGGCUCCAGGCCCGGAGGGAGCUGCUGACCAAGCAGAGCUUGGAGUCAUGCACCUCGGACUGUGAGGAGGAGCCGGAGCUGGAGCCGCGGGAGGCAGCAGCCGCUACGUGAGGAGGGAGCGGAGCCGGCAGGCACACAGGGCCUCCAGCUGCAGGGACCGACUGACAGAUUGGAACUGACUCACUGUGCUGCCCCGUGGGGCUGAGACACGGGGACCUCAAGCACCAGCCCCCAGUGCUGGCGGGACCAACUCUGCCUCACGGGCAGUGUUGCUCUUCUCCAUGGGUCGUGGUCCAGUAGAUGGAUGGGGGGCGUUGUUCCAGGUGCUGGCAAGUCCCAGCCUUGCCCCAUGUGCAACCUGGGCCUCAGUGAGGGAGUGACAACCCCACACCUCCUCCCUGUUAACCCUCAGGCAGCAGUUUCUACCCAGGGGCAGGGGCCUGUCUUGACUCCAUGUGCUGCUGGACGGGCUGCGCCUCAGGGCUUUGCUGAGGCCUCUCUGCUGCCCUCCCCUCCCCUCCCCUCCGCUGCUGUGGAUUUUCUUCACAAGAACCUUCCUUACCACUGGGAUGCUGUGAACAGUGCCUCAGCCAGUCUGCAGCCACUGCUUUUGACUUCUGAGACUCUCCCCUGCUAAGGACCUGUCUGUGGCAUGGGGCCUUCCUAGCAGCGACCUUUCCCUGCUGGUUAUCCCGGGGCAGGUCUGAGCCAGCUGCAGGCUCCGUGUCGGGAUUAGCUGGCUCCUCCAGAGCUGUUUGGCUCCUCGCGACGUGCCUGGGCUAUAGCGGGACGAGAGGGGCUGGGCUCCCAAAGGAUGGCAGGGGGCAGGGCCCAUCUGCUGCUUCGGAGAUUCCCCUCACUGCCCAGGGUGUUGGCAGGCUGCUCUGGGGGUGAGGAGCUGUGUGGACCCAGGCGAGGGAAUAUGGGGAAGUUUGUGUGGGUGGGCUGAGCUGCUGUGUCCCUCCAGACAAGAAGCCUUCUGGGUCCCCAUCUGGGCUCUCACCGGGGGAUCGGGGUCAGCCAGUACACAAACCCCAGGUGCCAGCUUCCUGCUCUCCCCCAGCUCGGCCCUCUCCAGAGAGUCCGGGCAGGAGGAACUAUGCCUGCUGUGGGGCCAGCCCCACGUGGAAGCAGCCCAAUGUUGCAUGGCAUGUGGAGAUGGUGUCAGGACGGUGUGGGGGUGAAUUGUGUACACCCCCUCCUCUCCCUACCACAGCCGUGAGGGCAUUGCUUCUUGCUGCGCUGGGGCAGUCUGGCAGGAUGGCCACAGUGCCAGGCAGCGGAGGUGCACCCCAGCUGGUCCCUGACCCCAUCACUGAGAUCUGAACCCAGCUCCAGGCCUCCACCCUGGUGCUGCGCUCCCUCCACCCUGGCUGCCCUCAUGGGCACAUGGGGCUGUUAGCAGCAUCUCUCCAGGGACAGUGAACAGGACCAGCUGCCCACCACCCUCCAGAGCCUGCAUCUUCAGCUGCAGUGCCGCCGUCCUGUCCUCUUCUCUCAGCCUCGUUCGCUGGGUCAUUUUAAUUGUCCUGAUCUUAGAUUUAAGUUUAUGAUUAUUUUUUACCACAGUUCAUUGGGAACAGGGCAUCUUUUAAUGACCUGUUCCCAUUGAAUCUCACCGUCCAGCACAGAGGUGCAUCUCCUGGGGUUAGCGUAGCUGUCCUGUCCAGCACAGACCUGUACGGGGCUUACUACCGCCAGUCUGUGAGCCACAGGCUCCAGGUAUAGAUGUCCCUAUUUUUGUCGCUGCCUGUGCUGGGUGUAUGCCCAGAACCAGCCUUGACCAGCUGGAAAGCCCCCAGCACUGGAGGUCUGGAGCUGGGAUGGGGGGAGAUGAAAUGCGUUCCUACUGCCGCUUGUUUGCUCCUCCCUACAACAGCUCUGCUCUGUACAGGCCUGGAGAGACAGCUCGUGGCUGCGUGCGUCUCAUGGGGGUAUCUGCACGGCAGCAGGGAGCUCGGGCCUUGGGCAUUGAGCAGGGUGAUUGUGCACGUGAUGGAGGUGGGGGGUUGCUGUGUCGUCUGGAAGUGUUGGGGCAGGGCAAGAUCUGUGGGACUGCCCUGGCUGUGCAGCUAGUGCUUUGGGCUGAGGUCCCUGUCCUGCAGGCUCAGCUCCUUGGGCAGUGGUGGCACAUCCCUGGGUGGGAAGGCAGGCUGAAAGUAGCUGUGAAGGACAGAGGCUGGUGCAUUCUCUUGGGGCAGGGGAAGGCUGGCUGUGUGGCUGCUUUGGCUUGAAAGAGAGGAAAUUGAGAAGGGAACCCCCCAAUUCCAUGGCCAUGGGCCAGUUGCUUUGCUCCCUGCAUCCGGCAGCAUUGUCCCCCUGGAGUGAUUGAACUAGAGCUCCAGUGCCCCAUCCAGCUGCAGCCUGGCAGGCAGGGGAUGCUCUUGCAGGGAGGGCAGACGAGCUGGGUCAAUGCUGUGCUUGGGCUGGACACAGCAGGGGGUCAUACAGGGCUCUGGGUGCCCUGAUGCAUCCAUAUGGGCACGCAGUGACAGCGGGGUGUUUCCUGCACAGGUCCAUGGGGUGGAGAGAGGGGCCCAAGUGAGAGUUAAAACACAAGAGGGAAGGCCUUAGAGUAGCACCAAUGCCCCCUUGCCAACCAAACAGCUGCGAUGCUACCGUCUGGGGUCCUCAGCGCAGCCUGAAACUGCCCCCUCGCAUGCGCCUGGCUGGGAACUGACUUCUGCACAAGCUGCUCACGCUCGGCUCUGAACACCCAGCCCCGGGGGCCUCGCAGCAGCCAUCAGCAGUUAGGCCCCAGCUCCAUUGGCCACCGGUGCCCAGGAGUUGCCUCUGCUCUCAUGCUCUAAGCAGAGCUGCUGACAGCCACCCGGGUCUGGCCACCCAGAAGCUCUGGAUGGUGAUGCUGUCCCACAGACUCUGCCACGCGGUGACUCGCCCUCCCACAGACACCGACAGCUCCUCUGGCAGCAGCCUCGCCUGAGCCGAACCUUGCACUACUGGCCAGCUCGGUUAGGGCCGAGCCCGUGGAUGAGCUGUGCCAGCUCAGACGAUGUCCCUCCAAAACUUGUUCGAAGCACUUUAAUCCUUUGAGGCGCUGCUGGGGUGACUAAGCCUCUCGACGGCCAUUUCUAGAAGCACUGAUUACCGUCCGACACAGUGAAUGGAUCUGGGGUGUUUCCCCCUUCCCCUCCCUUGAUGAUAGGGAUUUCUGGAAGAGGGGUUUUUCUGGACACAGUGGAGGGUCUUACAAUUAUGCACAACACUAAUGAAGCUGUUACUGACCCGUUUGCCAAGGUAGGACAGUACUUACUCCUACAUGUAACACUGCCUGUUGUGAGUUGGCGCAUUGGAUUCAUGCGCGUAGGGAGAAGGGUGGUGCUGUGCUGUACACUGGGUAGAAUUGGAUUGCUGCCCACUAUGGUACCACAUGACCUACCUUUGACCAUGCCAUCCCUAAUAAACUAAGUUAAUGAAAAACA
This is a messenger RNA of Gavialis gangeticus (Gharial), 6392 nucleotides long. RefSeq names its product RUN and cysteine rich domain containing beclin 1 interacting protein (gene RUBCN). Gene Ontology annotation, molecular function: phosphatidylinositol phosphate binding. Bases 16 to 3060 code for a protein of 1014 amino acids. The record is from RefSeq and is a predicted model, not a curated record. Lineage: Eukaryota; Metazoa; Chordata; Crocodylia; Gavialidae. The transcript has 22 exons. Gene Ontology annotation, biological process: negative regulation of autophagosome maturation; negative regulation of endocytosis. Gene Ontology annotation, cellular component: late endosome; early endosome.